This is a messenger RNA of Moneuplotes crassus, 3868 nucleotides long. The record is from the annotation of a GenBank genome assembly. NCBI's taxonomy places the organism in Eukaryota, Ciliophora, Spirotrichea, Euplotida, Euplotidae.
AUGAACAACUACCAUAUCUAUGAAGAAAUAGGAAAGGGCAAAUACUCCUUCGUGUACAAGGGCAGAGUUAAGAAGACUAUUGACUACGUAGCGGUUAAGAGCGUAGAGAAGUGUAGGCGCCAGAAGGUUUUGAAUGAAGUCAGAAUUUUCGGAGCUCUGAGUCAUCCUAAUAUUCUUAAAUUUCAUAAUUGGUAUGAGACUAAGAAUCAUUUGUGGACUAUUUGAGAGUAUUGCUCGGGAAAUGACCUUUAUUCAAUGAUUGAGCAGGAUAAUCAGUUCCCUGAGAAAUCGAUUAAGCUCUUUGGAAAACAAUUACUAGGAGGACUUAAUUAUUUGCAUUCCAAAGGUAUAAUAUAUGCUGACCUCAAACCCAGCAAUGUCUUGCUCAAUGAGUAUGGGAACCUCAAGCUAUGAGAUUUCGGGUACUCAAAAUAAAUUAGAAGACUUGGAAGAAGGCUACAAGGAUAAAUUAGAUAGAGGAAAUGUAGGUACACCCUACUAUAUGGCACCAGAGAUAUACCAGGAAGAAGGAGUUCAUAGCUUUGCUUCAGAUAUGUGGUCGCUUGGAUGAGUUCUUUAUGAGCUUUAUUCUGGAAAACCUCCAUUUUAUUCAGAUUCUUUCAAAGAACUUGUUAAGAAAAUUCAAUAUGAUGAUUAUCCUCAAUUACAAGGAGCCUCAAAAGAGUUUAAUGACUUAUUGGCAAAAUUACUUGAAAAAGAACCUACCUGUAGACCUUCUUGGGAUGAAUUAAGUAACCAUGCUUUCUGGGGGGAUGAAAAAUUUAAAAGUUUGUUAUUGCCAGAUGAACCCCAAUUCGAAAGAUAUUUGACUGCUAAAGGAAUAGACCCGAAGCACUUCUAUGAAACGAGGUCGAACCCUCUCGCUAAGAAACUGAUAAGAGAAUCAGCUAAAGUUGAGAAAGGGAAAGAGGUAGACAUAAUAAGAUUAUCUCAUCAUGUUAAAAAAAAUAUGAAACAACCAAACGAUUACUCUCAACAGCAUCAAGACAUUACCUCAGACAUCAAAUUGAAGAACAGAGAUGUUGAGCUAAACUUUGGAAAGAGGGAAACCACUCCGACUAAAGAUUUUGUACCAGAAGUUAGUCCACAUAAGGGAGAUAUGGAGGACGAAGUUGAAGAGGAAGAGAAAAUCGAUUUCACUGGAGAAGAUUUUAAAUCAAAUCAAGGUCCUAGAGGUCAUUCAGAAUCUGUAAAAUCAUCUAAAGUUCGAAAAAUUAUACCUGACGAAGAUUUUGAUCCAAAUGAAUCUCUCCAGGAUCCAAGACUAGAUAAUAGUGAGAAUCUGUUCACAAAUAAUCGCAAGAUUGGUAACAAAACUGUAGAACAACUUUUGAUUCAUAAUAUUGAUACAAGCGUUAAGCCAAUUAUCGGAAAUAGAGAUAUUGAGCGUCAGAACGAGCUGAGGUAUUCUCUCCAAUUUUUGACCUUUGAGCCAUGGAGAAUAGAGGAUAUCGUUGCGACUAUUAAGACCAAUGAAAUUGAGAGCCAUCUCUCUGAAGUAUACUCCUCAAUUGCUGGAAACAGCCCGCAAGAAAAGAUUCAUGCACUUGCAUAUUUUGAAUCAACUAUUGUAAAUAGUGAGAUUGCUAAUAGACUUAUCAAUUCAGCAUUUGUUAAUCUCUUUGUCAAAGUGCUUAGGUCUGCAAAAAGCACUCAGAUUAAACAUAGAUUAUGCUCUAUUAUCGGACUUUUAGUAAGACAUGCCACUAUUAUUGAAAAUGAUAGAGCAGAGCUUGGUAUCUGUGAAGCUUUGAUGGAGCAUGUCAAUGAUGCAAAUGAAAAAGUAAAAAGAAAAGCAAUGGCUGCAUUAGGAGAGUAUCUCUUUUAUGCAGCAACUCAGCUUGAUGAUGAACAAGCUGAUCCUAUAUGGGAGAUCACUGAUGAUGCUAUUACUUGAAUCAUUGAAUUGAUCUCUGAUGAAACUGACUCAAUUGUAAAGUUUUAUGCUUGCAAAACUAUUGAAAAUAUAACUGCUCAAAGUAUAUCAGCAGGUGAAAGAUUUGCUACUCCUGAAGCUGCAAGCUCUCUUCUAAAUAUUUAUCUCAAGAGUGAAACAGAAGGGUUCAGAAUUGUGGCUUCUGUUGCUUUAUCUCAUCUUAGCAAACUGAAUCCUAGCCUAUUUCCUGUUAUUUUUGAAACUAUUACUCCUAAAAGCUUUUUCAAUGUAUUUAAAGAAGGACAUGCACGUACACAGCAGGCUUACAUCACAAUGCUAAAUCUGGCUUUAAGAAUGCCAUAUCACAAACUGAUUGACCAACUUCUCAGCAGCAGUUUAUUCCUUCCCAGUUUAAUGAAUCUCCUUGAGCACCAGAGUGCAAUUAUCAGAGGAAAGACUCUACUAACAUUUGUUUUACUUUUUAAGCUAGAUUUCAGAUGGAUGAGCCUUGCCCAACAAGAGCUGAAGUUCUUCAACUUCCUUGACAGAGUCCAAAGAGAAAGUAAUAAGUACUUCCAAUCUUGCCUUUUCUGUCUGGUAGAUACCAUCAUUGAUAUUGUGUCUGUUAUCUUUAAAACAGUAAAGGAUGAAAGCAGCAAAAUUAUUAAAGUUGGAGAUAUUGACUUUGAUAAAGACAGAAAGGAUUCAAAAUUUGACGAGAUACUGCACAGAACCGAAUAUAAAGAGCUUCAAGGAGAUCUUACUCAUUUUGUGAUUAUACUAGAUCUAAUGAACUCUCAGAUCUUCAAGUCAAGGAUUAUCUCUACUGAGUUCAUUGUGACAACUUCAAAGCUGCUUGAGAUUAUGCAAGGGGCUAAUUUUACUGGAAGUAUAGAAUUCCUAAACAUUCUUCUAUCAAUAAUUGAAUGAGUAAGCGGAGUGCAGAAAUGCUUAUUUGAAGGACAUGAACUGAUCCUUCAAUAUCUUUUACCAAAGCUAUUAAAUAUGCUGAACCAUGACGGAACUAAUUUUAGGUUCUUGAGUUUAAAAAUCUUUGCAGACAUUGCUACUCAAUUCCUCUCAGAAUCAACCAUCUAUGACGUGAGUGGGAGCAACUCAUUCUCUAAGGGUCUUAACAAACUGAUACUGAAGAAACUGUUCCCAAAGUACACAGAGAUCCUCGAAGACGAGAACCCAGUCCCUCUAUUCGGGUUGAAGCUGCUCUCUAUAAUAGUUGAGAGAAAUUCUGCAUUUAUUACUAUCCUUUCUGAUCUGAACUUGAUUUCAGUUAUUUGAGAUUACUUUGAAGUUGGCCAUCAGAGGUUGAACAGAUAUACUAUCAAGAUUAUCAAAAACAUAGUUGAGAGUGAUACACUUGACAUCAACGAUGUUGUAGAUCUCCAGAUUGCUGAUAAAGCUAAUGAGAUAAUUGUUAACAUGCUCGAUAAUAAACAAGACUGGUGAUUUGAACUCUUACUCGACAUUGUUUACUAUCUUCUUAAAGACACAGCUGAUAAAGUUCAAAAGCAAAAACCUUGAUCCGCACAGGUUAAGAAAUUGAUAGAGCUUCUAUACAAAAACUUUGUGCCGUGAAUCCAGCUCCUCAGUCCAACCUUCGAGUCUAUAAUAGUAGAUAGAGCCAGUCAGUGUCUUUUGACUCUUCUACAGCUAUAUGCUAUUUCUCAAGACACUGAAGAUAAGCAGCUAUAUUUCACAGAAGAGCACAUGAAUAACCUGCUGGGAUCACUCGAAAGUGAUAAGAGAGUUGUCGUUAAGAGAAUCCUAAAAUGCAUAUAUUGGGCAUUGAGUCAACCAGAAUACAAAAUAAGAAUGGAUGCAAACAUGACAAACAUCUUGGUGAGAUACCUAGAGAAAUUCGUUAGCUCUGAAGAUAAGGCUAUCAGUACUACUUCCAGAGAGAUUUAUAAGAUUAUAUAGUCCUUCAUUAAUGUUUAUGCAGCUUGUUUUUAG